AUGCACAAAAAGUUGUCAAGAGUUGAGAAAAGUUCUGAGAAGGCAAUAGAAAUAGCUAAGGAUUUUGUCACCUGUGGCCCUGCCCCCGCCGACCUGCGGGCGCCUCCCCGAGCCGAGGACGCACCUGGGCGCCGCCGCCGCGCACCCGCCUCCCGCCCCCGCCGCCGGCUGCCUCUUCCCCCGCCCGAGAGCCGGGCGGCGAGUGUCGGCGGAGCCGCGGGGCUGCAGGCGGGGCUGAGCGCUCGCUGGGCGGACGAGCGGCCCCGCAGGCUCCCACCGAGCGGCCACCGCCGGCAGCCGAGGGAGGGCGGGAGGCGGCGGCGGCCGGACCCGCUGCGCGCUGCCUGGCAGCUCCGGCCCGGCCGUGGGCGCGGCGGGCGAGGGCGAGCCCGGAGCGGCGAGCGGGGGAGCGGCGGGGGCAUGUGGAUGUUGGCCGUCGCCUUGCUCCACAGCAUCUCCCAUGGUCUUCUGACUUGAGAACUUCCUCUCUCACC
Molecule: messenger RNA, 494 nt
Organism: Chroicocephalus ridibundus (black-headed gull)
Lineage: Eukaryota; Metazoa; Chordata; Aves; Charadriiformes; Laridae
Product: microtubule cross-linking factor 3-like
Exons: 3
Coding region: 1-477 (158 amino acids)
Source: RefSeq, a predicted model, not a curated record